UCUUGUUCGGCUGGAGAUGAGCGACCCAGCAAGCCAAGAUUUGAUCAUCCACCGUGAAGACGAUGAGAAGCAGCAGCAGCAGCAGCAGAAUAGUGAAGAUGAUUUCGAUGACGUUGACGAGUAUGACAUUGACGAGUCCUACUAUUUCUACGUGAUCAAUGCAAUUCUGAGUGGUACUGCAAGGCUCAAUGUUCUGUUGCCUACAGUGACGAUCCUUGCCUUCAGCAUUUUUGCACCUCUUCUGACAGAUGACGGUGAGUGCAAGACAUUGAACAGAUGGUUGAUGGGAAGUUUUUUGGCCCUUUUGGCAGUGUCGUGUGUGUUCUUCACGUUAACCGACAGCUUCAGAAGUGGCAGUGGAAGGUUGUACUAUGGAGUGGCAACGUUGAGAGGGAUAUGGACGUUCAAUGGGGGCAAGAAGAAGCCUCGUGUGGCAUCAGAUUAUAGACUGAGAUGGAGUGAUUUUUUGUAUGCAUCAUUGUCUUUGGUCUCUUUUCUUGCUUUUGCAGGGUUGCAUCAAGAUGUGGUGAAGUGUUACUACCCAGCAUUGCCUAGAAAGGUUACCAACACUCUCCCUCUUGUGGUUGGUUUCUUUGUGAGUGUCUUGUUUGUUGCUUUUCCUUCCAAGAGAAGAGGAAUUGGAUACCCCUUCUUGCUGCGCAGAGAUCCUUUCUACUCUUCUAGACCUUGAAACCCCCCAUUUGUGUAAUCAUAACAUUUGUGUAAGGAGUUUACCCAACACAUUAAAGGGAUAUUGGUUACUUGUGUUAACAAAAUAUGAUUGAGAGAAACAUGAAAAUAAAAUCAAUGGAGCUAAUAGAAAAUUUGUCAUC
Molecule: messenger RNA, 833 nt
Organism: Vigna unguiculata (cowpea)
Lineage: Eukaryota; Viridiplantae; Streptophyta; Magnoliopsida; Fabales; Fabaceae
Product: protein DMP7-like
Biological process (GO): endomembrane system organization
Source: RefSeq, a predicted model, not a curated record